Molecule: messenger RNA, 7793 nt
Organism: Salmo salar (Atlantic salmon)
Lineage: Eukaryota; Metazoa; Chordata; Actinopteri; Salmoniformes; Salmonidae
Source: RefSeq, a predicted model, not a curated record
CAAUAAACUGUAUGAAUGUAGGUCCAUUAUUUGCUUUUAGUCAUUUUAAAGUAUAAAAACAUUUUAUUUUUGUAUUUUUCCUUAAACCAGCAGCGGGCAGGAUUGGUCCCCAUCGCGGGCGGGAUCCAGGCCGUAUGUUUGACACCCCUGCUCUAUGCCCGUUAGACAUUGUCAUGUACCAUAAUUGUAGUGAUUUAGGGUGGAACACAUCUGUGAGGGGCAUUGAACCAGUGAUCCACAGGGCAGGCACACUACAUCCAGACUGAGAACCAGGCUUAUACAACCUUAUAAGGUCCUUUGAGCUCUGCUCCACCUAGAUGUUUACAUCACCAGUCAUUAUCCCUGGUAUAGAAGCUCUUAAUCUCCUGUCUGGCUGGAGAAGGUUAAUCAUUGACCCUGUUAGACAAAUGGCUCUGAUGAUGGUCUGUGUUCUAUCUGGGGCCUGACCAUUGGCCCACAACAUGACACGUUCACCAGAUAAACACAGUCUCCUGCAGAGCCAUACAACAGCAUGAUGUUGGCCCUUAACAUUUCACCCCCUUUGGUCAAGGUUUGGACUUAAGAAUGAUACACUGAUCCUAAAUAUGUGCCUGUAGGUAACCUCGACCAGGAGCAACAGGCUAUCAGAAUUUAAGAACUUAACUUACCUAUCAGCAUGGUAUAGGGCUAUAAAACUGGAUUAUAAGGUCAAGGUACACAGUCAAAUGAUGAAGCACACGGCUAGAUACAUAACCUAUGCUUUGUUCAUGCUAGUCGGGUUUAUCUUGUUUUAUAUUUGAACAUAAACAACUAGGGGUGUGGGAACGAUGCAGCUCUCAAAUUAGAAUCACCGCCUAAUACAACGUCGUCCUUAUCAGAUACAAUGGAACAACAAACAUUCUACACCCACAUUCUUGACUUAUCGUAUCUGAUCUGGUUAUUAAGACCAGGGAGAUACAGCAACAUGGAAUAAAUAUAGGAGUAAUAUGGUUAUUAAGACCAGGGAGAUACAGCAACAUGGAAUAAAUAUAGGAUGAAUAUGGUUAUUAAGGCCAGGGAGAUACAGCAACAUGGAAUAAAUAUAGAAGGAAUAUGGUUAUUAAGGCCAGGGAGAUACAGCAACAUGGAAUAAAUAUAGGAGGAAUAUGGUUAUUAAGGCCAGGGAGAUACAGCAACAUGGAAUAAAUAUAGGAGGAAUAUGGUUAUUAAGGCCAGGGAGAUACAGCAACAUGGAAUAAAUAUAGGAGGAAUAUGGUUAUUAAGACCAGGGAGAUACAGCAACAUGGAAUAAAUAUAGGAGGAAUAUGGUUAUUAAGGCCAGGGAGAUACAGCAACAUGGAAUAAAUAUAGGAGGAAUAUGGUUAUUAAGGCCAGGGAGAUACAGCAACAUGGAAUAAAUAUAGGAGGAAUAUGGUUAUUAAGGCCAGGGAGAUACAGCAACAUGGAAUAAAUAUAGGAGGAAUAUGGUUAUUAAGACCAGGGAGAUACAGCAACAUGGAAUAAAUAUAGGAGGAAUAUGGUUAUUAAGGCCAGGGAGAUACAGCAACAUGGAAUAAAUAUAGGAGGAAUAUGGUUAUUAAGACCAGGGAGAUACAGCAACAUGGAAUAAAUAUAGGAGGAAUAUGGUUAUUAAGACCAGGGAGAUACAGCAACAUGGAAUAAAUAUAGGAGGAAUAUGGUUAUUAAGACCAGGGAGAUACAGCAACAUGGAAUAAAUAUAGGAGGAAUAUGGUUAUUAAGACCAGGGAGAUACAGCAACAUGGAAUAAAUAUAGGAGGAAUAUGGUUAUUAAGACCAGGGAGAUACAGCAACAUGGAAUAAAUAUAGGAGGAAUAUGGUUAUUAAGACCAGGGAGAUACAGCAACAUGGAAUAAAUAUAGGAGGAAUAUGGUUAUUAAGACCAGGGAGAUACAGCAACAUGGAAUAAAUAUAGGAGGAAUAUGGUUAUUAAGACCAGGGAGAUACAGCAACAUGGAAUAAAUAUAGGAGGAAUAUGGUUAUUAAGACCAGGGAGAUACAGCAACAUGGAAUAAAUAUAGGAGGAAUAUGGUUAUUAAGACCAGGGAGAUACAGCAACAUGGAAUAAAUAUAGGAGGAAUAUGGUUAUUAAGACCAGGGAGAUACAGCAACAUGGAAUAAAUAUAGGAGGAAUAUGGUUAUUAAGACCAGGGAGAUACAGCAACAUGGAAUAAAUAUAGGAGGAAUAUGGUUAUUAAGGCCAGGGAGAUACAGCAACAUGGAAUAAAUAUAGGAGGAAUAUGGUUAUUAAGGCCAGGGAGAUACAGCAACAUGGAAUAAAUAUAGGAGGAAUAUGGUUAUUAAGGCCAGGGAGAUACAGCAACAUGGAAUAAAUAUAGGAGGAAUAUGGUUAUUAAGGCCAGGGAGAUACAGCAACAUGGAAUAAAUAUAGGAGGAAUAUGGUUAUUAAGGCCAGGGAGAUACAGCAACAUGGAAUAAAUAUAGGAGGAAUAUGGUUAUUAAGGCCAGGGAGAUACAGCAACAUGGAAUAAAUAUAGGAGGAAUAUGGUUAUUAAGGCCAGGGAGAUACAGCAACAUGGAAUAAAUAUAGGAGGAAUAUGGUUAUUAAGGCCAGGGAGAUACAGCAACAUGGAAUAAAUAUAGGAGGAAUAUGGUUAUUAAGGCCAGGGAGAUACAGCAACAUGGAAUAAAUAUAGGAGGAAUAUGGUUAUUAAGGCCAGGGAGAUACAGCAACAUGGAAUAAAUAUAGGAGGAAUAUGGUUAUUAAGGCCAGGGAGAUACAGCAACAUGGAAUAAAUAUAGGAGGAAUAUGGUUAUUAAGGCCAGGGAGAUACAGCAACAUGGAAUAAAUAUAGGAGGAAUAUGGUUAUUAAGGCCAGGGAGAUACAGCAACAUGGAAUAAAUAUAGGAGGAAUAUGGUUAUUAAGGCCAGGGAGAUACAGCAACAUGGGAUAAAUAUAGGAGGACGGGCUGAUUCUGUGCUAUAGCCUUGUGAAAGACCUUUAAAGUCCAUUUAGGCUAAACGUUAUGAGAAGAGGAGGACUGCGAAAUAUAAGGAAAAUAAAUGUUCUCAAAAUUGCAACAGUGAAGGGUGUGUUUGUGUGUAUGCAGGUAUGUGUGCCCUCCAGCUGUAGUUGAACUAUGCCUGGAUAGAAGGAACACUGUUUGUGUGAGAGUGAGUAUUGAUAUUAUGCAGAACAUUGACAGAACAGCCAGUACAUUCCUCAUGACUAUCUAUUAAUCCACACUCUCAUUCAUUCUUAAAUAUAACAUCCAUCCAGUCACCAGAGAGUUUUGGUAAUUCUCUUCUUUUCCGUCACUAGGCUUUUGUCAGCAUUCCUACUUUUUAAAUAAUGCCUCAUGAUCCACCCUGAUUCCUCAUGUUUACUGAGCUCACCCAUCCCUCCACAUUACCUCGCUAUGGAGAAUGUGACAUCACUGUCUGGAACUGUGCAAGACAUGACCUUCUGACUCAUCUAUGAGGAGGAACCAGAAACAGUCUUCCCACCACCAGGAACUAGUAGAAGAAGCAUCAACUCACACACUAAACAAGACAACCUCAUUCCAUUUCCACACUAUAGGAAGCAGUAACUCACACACUAAACAAGACAACCUCAUUCCAUUUCCACACUAUAGGAAGCAGUAACUCAGACACUAAACAAGACAACCUCAUUCCAUUUCCACACUAUAGGAAGCAGUAACUCACACACUAAACAAGACAACCUCAUUCCAUUUCCACACUAUAGGAAGCAGUAACUCAGACACUAAACAAGACAACCUCAUUCCAUUUCCACACUAUAGGAAGCAGUAACUCACACACUAAACAAGACAACCUCAUUCCAUUUCCACACUAUAGGAAGCAGUAACUCACACACUAAACAAGACAACCUCAUUCCAUUUCCACACUAUAGGAAGCAGUAACUCAGACACUAAACAAGACAACCUCAUUCCAUUUCCACACUAUAGGAAGCAGUAACUCAGACACUAAACAAGACAACCUCAUUCCAUUUCCACACUAUAGGAAGCAGUAACUCACACACUAAACAAGACAACCUCAUUCCAUUUCCACACUAUAGGAAGCAGUAACUCAGACACUAAACAAGACAACCUCAUUCCAUUUCCACACUAUAGGAAGCAGUAACUCAGACACUAAACAAGACAACCUCAUUCCAUUUCCACACUAUAGGAAGCAGUAACUCAGACACUAAACAAGACAACCUCAUUCCAUUUCCACACUAUAGGAAGCAGUAACUCAGACACUAAACAAGACAACCUCAUUCCAUUUCCACACUAUAGGAAGCAGUAACUCAGACACUAAACAAGACAACCUCAUUCCAUUUCCACACUAUAGGAAGCAGUAACUCAUGCAGGUCUUGUUGCUAAGUAUGUAUGUUGCUAGGGUAGAAAGUACUACUCCCUCAGUAAAGAUGAAUAGGUACAUGCCUAGAACUCAUUCCACAGGAAACCAUAACUCUGUCAUCAUUUGUACAGAUUUAUCACCUAGUACCCCCAGAGGAAAGAACAGACAAUGCUCAUAACACUUUCUUUAUUUACCCGUGUGCACAUCUUAUUUACCCGUGUGGAGGUCCUAUUUACCCGUGUGGAGGUCCUAUUUACCCGUGUGGAGGUCUUAUUUACCCGUGUGGAGGUCUUAUUUACCCGUGUGCACGUCUUAUUUACCCGUGUGGAGGUCCUAUUUACCCCUGUGGAGGUCCUAUUUACCCGUGUGAAGGUCCUAUUUACCCGUGUGAAGGUCCUAUUUACCCGUGUGAAGGUCCUAUUUACCCGUGUGGAGGUCCUAUUUACCCGUGUGGAGGUCUUAUUUACCCGUGUGGAGGUCUUAUUUACCCGUGUGCACGUCCUAUUUACCCGUGUGGAGGUCUUAUUUACCCGUGUGGAGGUCCUAUUUACCCGUGUGCAGGUCCUAUUUACCCGUGUGCAGGUCCUAUUUACCCGUGUGGAGGUCCUAUUUACCCGUGUGGAGGUCUUAUUUACCCGUGUGGAGGUCUUAUUUACCCGUGUGGAGGUCUUAUUUACCCGUGUGGAGGUCUUAUUUACCCGUGUGGACGUCCUAUUUACCCGUGUGCACGUCCUAUUUACCCGUGUGCACAUCCUAUUUACCCGUGUGCACGUCUUAUUUACCCGUGUGCACGUCUUAUUUACCCGUGUGCACGUCUUAUUUACCCGUGUGCACGUCCUAUUUACCCGUGUGAACGUCCUAUUUUCUCCGUGUGCACGUCCUAUUUACCCGUGUGCACGUCCUAUUUUCUCCGUGUGCACGUCCUAUUUACCCGUGUGCACGUCCUAUUUACCCGUGUGCACGUCCUAUUUACCCGUGUGCACGUCCUAUUUACCCGUGUGCACGUCCUAUUUACCCGUGUGCACGUCCUAUUUACCCGUGUGCACGUCCUAUUUACCCGUGUGCACGUCCUAUUUACCCGUGUGCACGUCUUAUUUACCCGUGUGCACGUCUUAUUUACCCGUGUGCACGUCUUAUUUACCCGUGUGCACGUCCUAUUUACCCGUGUGCACGUCCUAUUUUCUCCGUGUGCACGUCCUAUUUACCCGUGUGCACGUCCUAUUUACCCGUGUGCACGUCCUAUUUACCCGUGUGCACGUCCUAUUUACCCGUGUGCACGUCCUAUUUACCCGUGUGCUCGUCUUAUUUACCCGUGUGCAGGUCUUAUUUACCCGUGUGCACGUCCUAUUUACCCGUGUGCACGUCCUAUUUACCCGUGUGCACGUCCUAUUUACCCGUGUGCACGUCCUAUUUACCCGUGUGCACGUCUUAUUUACCCGUGUGCAGGUCUUAUUUACCCGUGUGCACGUCCUAUUUACCCGUGUGCACGUCUUAUUUACCCGUGUGCAGGUCUUAUUUACCCGUGUGCAGGUCUUACAGCUUCUCUUCAACUGGAAUCCCUUUUGUCCUAGCGUUUACUCUAGGCCAUCUGUUGUAUUCCCUUCUGACUGUAACACUGCACCAGUGAUUGUAUAGGAAUGUCUCAGAGAAUGUUUGUUCUCUGCUCCCUCGUUUUCUGACGUGUCUCUCGCUGUACCUGACCCCUUGUUCCUCAUUCCUCACCCCUCACUGCACACAUCACACCUGAACUCAGGUAUGGGAAUCAGACCACUCCGGAGGUUAACUGGAGACAGAUUUAUAAGGUUUAACACACACAGAAGCACACACACAGACGCACACACACACACACACACACACACUCACACACAGACACAUGUACACACACACAGUAAGAUUGGUUAUGGACGGUUCAUUCUCUCCUAUGGAAUGCAGUACAGAGGAAGAGGGUUUUCUCCCAUAGGUGCUAGGUGAUGUGGUACUGACUGGAACGUAGGUGCUGGGUGAUGUGGUACUGACUGGAACGUAGGUGCUAGGUGAUGUGGUACUGACUGGAACGUAGGUGCUGGGUGAUGUGGUACUGACUGGAACGUAGGUGCUGGGUGAUGUGGUACUGACUUGAACGUAGGUGCUGGGUGAUGUGGUACUGACUGGAACGUAGGUGCUGGGUGAUGUGGUACUGACUGGAACGUAGGUACUAGGUGAUGUGGUACUGACUGGAACGUAGGUGCUAGGUGAUGUGGUACUGACUGGAACGUAGGUGCUAGGUGAUGUGGUACUGACUGGAACGUAGGUGCUAGGUGAUGUGGUACUGACUGGAACAUAGGUGCUGGGUGAUGGGGUACUGACUGGAACGUAGGUGCUGGGUGAUGUGGUACUGACUGGAAUGUAGGUACUAGGUGAUGUGGUGCUGACUGGAAUGUAGGUGCUGGGUGAUGUGGUACUGACUGGAACGUAGGUGCUGGGUGAUGUGGUACUGACUGGAACGUAGGUGCUGGGUGAUGUGGUACUGACUGGAACGUAGGUACUAGGUGAUGUGGUACUGACUGGAACGUAGGUACUAGGUGAUGUGGUACUGACUGGAACGUAGGUACUAGGUGAUGUGGUACUGACUGGAACGUAGGUACUAGGUGAUGUGGUACUGACUGGAAUGUAGGUGCUGGGUGAUGUGGUACUGACUGGAACGUAGGUGCUGGGUGAUGUGGUACUGACUGGAACGUAGGUGCUGGGUGAUGUGGUACUGACUGGAACGUAGGUACUAGGUGAUGUGGUACUGACUGGAACGUAGGUACUAGGUGAUGUGGUACUGACUGGAACGUAGGUACUAGGUGAUGUGGUACUGACUGGAACGUAGGUACUAGGUGAUGUGGUACUGACUGGAACAUAGGUGCUGGGUGAUGUGGUACUGACUGGAAUGUAGGUGCUGGGUGAUGUGGUACUGACUGGAACGUAGGUGCUGGGUGAUGUGGUACUGACUGGAACGUAGGUGCUGGGUGAUGUGGUACUGACUGGAACGUAGGUGCUGGGUGAUGUGGUACUGACUUGAACGUAGGUGCUAGGUGAUGUGGUACUGACUUGAACGUAGGUGCUAGGUGAUGUGGUACUGACUUGAACGUAGGUGCUGGGUGAUGUGGUACUGACUGGAACGUAGGUACUAGGUGAUGUGGUACUGAUACCUGCUCCACUACCUCGUUUCCAGCUCUCUCAGGUUCCAUUUAUGACAGAGGAGGGACAGUACUGGACGCUGAGCUCUUACUGACAUGUCUGUGUUGAUGUUGUUUAUAUGGGUCUCUAUUCCACUCUCCUAUCAACUGGUGUAAGCAGGUAGUCUGCUGUUUCCAGUGUAGGGGUGGAAAGAGUCAUUCAGCCUCUAUCACACAGCUCUCCCUCUAUUCCUUUGUUCUGCUUUGCCUGUCUCUCCCUCUCUCUCUACUCUCUACUCCAUCUCUCUCUACUCUCUCUCUGUCUCUACUCUCAA